Molecule: messenger RNA, 1113 nt
Organism: Hansenula ciferrii
Lineage: Eukaryota; Fungi; Ascomycota; Saccharomycetes; Phaffomycetales; Wickerhamomycetaceae
Product: putative transporter SEO1
Exons: 1
Coding region: 1-1113 (370 amino acids)
Biological process (GO): transmembrane transport
Cellular component (GO): membrane
Molecular function (GO): transmembrane transporter activity
Source: RefSeq, a predicted model, not a curated record
AUGUCUGAUUCAAAGCUUGAGACCCAGAGUUUAGAAGCAACUAGUCCUAAAAAAUCAUGGUUAUCGAAACUUCCAUGGUGGAUUCCUCAAAAGAGAUAUGUCUUUGAGACUCAAGAAGAGAUUGAUGAAGGUUAUAGGUUGAGAAUCAAAAAGAGUGCAAAUAAAGAAGAACAGCUAUAUCAAGUUAGAGAAUAUAAAGAUGAAGCAAAUAGAAAAUGGUACCAUUUCUUCAAUGAAUUUGAAUACAGAUACACAACAGAAGAGUUGAAUAAACAUGAUUGGUGGAGAUGGUUUGACAAGGGUACAUCGUCUGAAGAGAAGAAAUUAAUUACAAAACUUGAUAUUUUGAUCACAUUUGUUGCAUUUUUAGGUUAUUGGUCCAAGAGUUUAAGUCAAUCUAACUUAAACAAUGCUUAUGUUUCAGGUAUGAAAGAAGAUAUUGGUAUGAAAGGUAAUGAUUUGAUUGAUACUCAAGUUUUAUUUUCAGCUGCUAAUAUUAUUUUUGAACUUCCAUUUAUUUUCACAUUACCAAGAAUUAAUCCAACUUAUAUGCUCUUUGGAGCAGAGCUUUUUUGGUCCGUUUUCACUUUGACCUUAUCAACUGUUAAAAAUCCUGCUGCUUUGAAAGGUAUGAGAUUCUUGGUUGGUGCUGGUGAAGGAUUGUUUUUUCCAAUGUAUCAUUAUAUCUUCGCAAAUUUCUAUAAGCCAACAGAGAUACAACGUCGAACUGGUACAUACUAUUUUGGAUUGUAUUUAGGAACCCUUACAUCAGGUUUAUUACAAAGUGCGAUUUUCAAUGCACUUGAUGGUGUAAAUAAUAUUUCUGGUUGGAGGUAUAUGUUUUUGAUUGAUGGGGUUAUUGCAUUUACUAUAACACUUAUAACACUUUUCUGUGUCCCUGGAACACCAUUCAAAUGUUAUUCAAUAUGGUUGACAGAUGAUGAAAUCAAAUUAGCAAGGAAAAGAAUGAGAGAAAAUGGUACAGAUGAGAAACCACCUACAACUAAACAAUUUUUUGAUCCAAAGGUUUAUAAAACCAUAUUUGGGAGUUGGAUCUUUUGGAUCUUUACACUCUCAAAUAUAGGUGGAUUUAAUAGCAAUAGCGAGUGGUAG